Molecule: messenger RNA, 2624 nt
Organism: Cucurbita pepo subsp. pepo (vegetable marrow)
Lineage: Eukaryota; Viridiplantae; Streptophyta; Magnoliopsida; Cucurbitales; Cucurbitaceae
Product: transcription elongation factor TFIIS
Biological process (GO): DNA-templated transcription; transcription elongation by RNA polymerase II
Cellular component (GO): nucleus
Molecular function (GO): nucleic acid binding; zinc ion binding
Source: RefSeq, a predicted model, not a curated record
UUCUUGUUAUAAAAACUUCAUGGUUUUUGUAUUAGGUUUACCAUUAGAAUUGGAAGAGGAAUUCAGAGAGAAAAAAUGGCAGGUGAAUCGACUUUGUUCAAGUUCUUGAGCCCGGGACGCCGUUUCCAAUCCACGGACAUCCAAGCCGCCGCCGGCUGGGGUGUCGCCGCUGCAACAACUGCUCUGUGGGUCGUUCAGCCAUUCGACUGGAUCAAGAAAACGUUCUUCGACAAGCCACAAGAGGCAUAAAUUGUUAUUUGACUCGACCCAGCUUUUUGUUAAUAAGUAUCAGUUGAUUGCCGCAAAUGGGUAAACUGCAGAGUUCAUUGGAAUAACAUGUUUUGUAAUAGACUUUGUUUUUCAUUAAACUGAGUUGGAAUUUUAUCGUUUUCAAGUGUGGUUGAUGUUUUCUCUUAUCCCUAUUUGCUUCUAUUUUCUAGGACCUUUUCCUUUUCCCAUGCCUUAGAGACCACAGCUUCUGUCUACUUUAUAAAAACAAUUUUAAAAAUUUAAUAAAAUUUCCACAUUUUUUUAGGAAAAGAAUUUCGUUGAACAAUUAAGAAUUUAAAUUCCAUUUUUGCUGAGUAGAGACUAGUUUUUGAGAGAUGUAUUUAUUUUUUAAAAAACAGAAAUAAAUUCAAAUUUGUUUAAACAUAUCGAAUAGGUGAAUCAAGUAAUGGUUAAGUUUAAUUAUUUGCUAGAGUAUUGUCAUUAUAUGAUUGGCUAAGCUAAACUAGAUGCUGAUUUUUUUUUACUUUUAAAUUUAUCGAUGCUGAAUUCUUUAAUACAUUUCUCCACAUAAUUUUUUAAGCAUAUAUAAAAGAAAAAGGGCAUAUUUGUAAAGGUCAAAAAUGUAAUAAGUUCGAUGAUCUUGAUGCGAUAAAACUCGGUGCCUUGAAUUGGCGAGAGAUGAUCCGACAAACGACGUCGUUGCCGAAAACCCCAUCCUCUUCUCUCGCAGUCUAUGGAUAAAUGGGUAGAUCUUACCAUCAUCCUGUACGCCACGUUUUUGGGCUGUGGCCGUCGGAUCUAGCUCAUCUACUUCUUCCUCGAGGGUUAAUUUUUAUUUCUCUGCUGUCUCCGCCGUCUCUCUGCUGAAAAGGGGGUUUUUCCUGUAGCCGAUUGUGGUUGAGUUUCCCCUUUUCUGUUUUGGUUUUCUUUGAUUUACUGUGGGAUUGCGAGCGGUUUUCUGCUGGCGAUUCAGUUCUCUAUAAUAUAAAAAAAAUCCCAAGUUGGCAGUGAGUCGAUGGAGAAUGAGCUGGUGGAGUUAUUUGAAGCGGCGAAGAAGGCUGCAGACGCCGCUGCAGCACCAUCGAAUGAUGGGGGAGCCGAAGAAAGUCGUUGCCUAGAUGCCCUACGUCAGCUCAAGAAAUUUCCUGUUACUUAUCAAAUCCUUGUUUCCACUCAGGUCGGGAAGCGCCUUCGGCACCUCACUAAGCACCCCAAGAAGAAAAUACAGAACUAUGCUUCUGACCUGAUUGAGAUAUGGAAGGAAAUAGUAAUCAAGGAGACUAACAAGAAUAAGAAAAAUGGGAACAUCGACUGUAAAGAGUCGCCUAAAAUUGGUUCUCCCAGUGCAGAGUCCGUUAAGGUGGAGAAGUUUAGAAAAUCAUCUUCCAUGAAGGUUGAGAGAGUUUCCCGGGUCGAGCAAUUCAAUGGAAAUGGUGUCACAAGCUCUGCAAAAUUUUCCAGAUCGGAAAGCGACAUCUCGGAGAAAAACUCUGUUAAGGUUGAGAAAACUGAUUCAGUGGUCAAGGUUGAAAGGAUAGUUAAAGAGGAGAAGAGAAUCUCAAUAGAAAAGAAACCAUCAUCAAGUGGCACUGAUGCACCUCCAAAGCUUACUUCCAUGAUUAAAUCAAAAGAUGCUGCUAGAGACAAAAUAAGAGAACUUCUCUUUGAGGCUUUCUCCAAAGUUCCUAGUGAGGCUGAUGAAGAUGUUAUGGAUGAAGUAAAUGCAAGUGAUCCGAUUCGGGUUGCUGUUUCGGUAGAAUCCGUGAUGUUUGAAAAUUGGGGAGGUUCUACUGGCUCACAGAAGACCAAGUACAGAUCUAUAAUGUUUAACCUCAAGGAUCCGAAGAACCCAGACUUUCGAAGAAAAGUUCUUCUUGGACUUGUAAAGCCAGAUAGGCUGAUCAAUAUGAGCACAGCUGAUAUGGCAAGCGACCAGAGAAAACGUGAAAAUGAAGAGAUUGAACAGAAAGCCUUAUUCGAUUGUGAGCGUGCAGGAGCUCCAAAAGCUACUACCGAUCAAUUCAAGUGUGGUCGAUGCGGUCAGCGAAAAACAACCUACUACCAAUUGCAGACGCGGAGUGCUGAUGAACCUAUGACCACCUUUGUAACUUGUGUAAACUGCAAUAACCAUUGGAAGUUCUGUUGAGUCUCUUCAGCUGACGAAAAUGUUAUUGUUUGGAACAAUUUACCGAGCAGCUAGAGUUGUUUUGCCUCGACACUGGUUGCUACAGUCUGUAAUCCCGCUCCACGUCGUUACAUUUACGUAGAGGGUUCUCUACUAUAGGAUUUCCAAGUGCUAAUUUACUGAGAAAUCCAUUGUAUUAACUUGUUUUAUUUGUUAUUUCCUUUGGUAUUUGCUAAUUUACUGAGAAUCAAUCGGUUUCUAGUCUUCA